Messenger RNA from [Candida] anglica, 266 nucleotides. NCBI's taxonomy places the organism in Eukaryota, Fungi, Ascomycota, Pichiomycetes, Serinales, Debaryomycetaceae. The record is from the annotation of a GenBank genome assembly.
ACCAUAUGUUACAACAAUCUAUUUGCAUUACUCCCCAAUAUUUAAAUUAAAUGUCUGCUUUAUUCAACUUUCAAUCAUUAUUGCAAGUGAUACUAUUACUUAUAUGCACAUGCACAUACAUACAUGCCACAUGGCCAAACUUACUAGAUAAAAACAAGACUGGUGCUUUUGGAAUAUUCUGGAAAUUUGCUAGAAUUGGUGAAAGGUUAAGUCCUUAUGUUUCCAUCGGUUGCUUUAUAAUCGCCUUCAACACUCUCCGCUCAUAG